UCAUAAGGACACACGCACACACACACACACACACACACACGCACACACACACACACACACACACACACAUGGUACUCUGAACCAAACUAUUGAGAAACCAUGUCAAAGAGAAAUGCGCUGGGAUGAAGAAUCUACAAACUUUAGAUUUGCUGCCAAUUUUGGCUCUGGCAAGUUUCUUCAUCCGGAUAAGUGGAUCGAUCUCUCUUCGCCCGGUGCUGACUGGUCCUGACAAGGCCUACCUCGGCUCGAGGGUGGCUUUCCGGUGUAUUAAACCUGCGUCCUCUGUGCCAGUCACCUAUGAGCUGAUUAGCGACAGUAGCGUCCUUAUCGCCACAGUCGCUGAUCUCCAAGGGGACCAAGCGGCCUCAUUCUACCUGAAGGUCGCUGCAUCGUUGGAGGGGUCAUACCACUGCAAGGCGACGACACAAGGAAGCACAGGAGUCAGCAACAGCAUCAAGCUGAGUGUAGUCACUCCAGCAUCAAACACCAGAGUGACAUCUGAACCCUUCCCCCCAGUCGCACAUGAGGGGUCACGCAUUGUACUGAGCUGCAGCGUCGCAAAGGGCUCCCACCUUUUCUACACCUGGUUUUUCAACAGGAAGGAACUGACAUCUUUAACCUCUCCCCUCCUUCUCCUCACUGGGAACAAGCUAGUGAUUGGGAAGGUGACUCCAGAGCAUGCUGGGUACUAUUCUUGCAUGGCUUGGUCCAGGGUGCAGGACACCAGGAGAUUUUCCAGCAGCUCAGAGGUCCAGGUGACAGUCAAAGUCUACGUUUCAAAACCAAGGAUCUCUUUCUCCAUCUCCAAAGAGGGAACCAGUCUUGGUGGCAACGUGACGUGCUGGUCAAUAAGAGGGAGUCCUCCGGUAAACAUCUCUCUUUUAGUCGAUGACAAAGAAGUGGGAUCUGCCACAGCUGCUCAAUCCCUUGUUGCCUGGUUCCCCGUUGCCAUGGUACCCGGGCAGGACAUGGCCGUUGCUCGAUGUCGGGUGAAGACUGAGGUGCAGGAGUUGAUGAGUAAGCCUGUGAUUCUGGAAAUGGUUCCAGUCGGAGGUGAUGUGAAAGUGGAAGUUGAAUAUCUCUACAGUGCUGACUCCAAGCUGGCUGCUGCCAAGCUGAGCUGCCAAGUCAGCAGAGGCACUUUCCCUUACAUCUCUUGGCUCUUGAACAACUCUGGCCUUCCCUCUGAGACACAUGUGGAAACCCAUAUUCACCCGAUCCGGCAUCACAGUGCCCUAACUGACUGUAGACGAACCCUCGUUCUCGCCGAGCUUGGCCCAGAGGAGUCUGGGUAUUACCGCUGCAGGGCCAGGGACAGCUACAAUGACUCCGGGCCCUGGGUGGAAAGUGCAGCCGUGCUGGUCCGAGUCUCAGACAGGAUCCAUAACUCCAUGUCUCCAGCAACAUCCUCCACUGAACCACCACCAAAGGUUUUCCUGAACACCAUAGAGAUCCUGAACAUAGCGUUCUGCUGCUUCCUUUUUCUGAUGUUGGCAGUGGGCGUAGGCUGUGUGUACAAGAUGUUUGACCACAAGCAAGCUCACGCCCACAUUGCUACAACAAAUCAGGAGGCGAACAGGACGAUACUUCGUCUACAGAUCUUUGAUGUUCAGAAUCAGUGUAUCACUAUCAGACCUUUGCACGUUUCUAAGUGUGCGUGUGUGUGUGUGUGUGUGUGUGUGUGCGUGUGCGUGUGUGCAUGUGCGUGUGCUUGUGUGUGCAGACUUUUUUCACCAGCAGUGCCUCAACCGUCCAUUCAAAACUGUCAAAACUCCUGCAUAACACUGCAUAACAUAAUCAUAUUUGAGCUUUAUAGCUGUAAUAAAGACUGUUCUUCAAGAAUGUUGGCUUCCCUCUUUGUGGUCAUACUAGGGUUGUGCUUCUGUAGCAAGGGUCAGUUAAGCCAGUCCAUUCUGGGGCGCCCAGAAGUUAUUGGCCCUUCAGAAGCUUUGUUGAAAAGCGUUGUCGAUAUUAAGUGUCAACUGAAAAUCUACCCAGAGAAUGAAACUAUCCUGCUGCAGUUAUUCAAGGAGGAUAACCAUGACAAGUUGUUGGGCGAAUACACCUCCCUGAAUGGGGAAAUUGCGAUAAUCCCCAUGGUAAUCAAACUAUACCAUGAGGGCAGCCUGGAGUGUGUGGCCAAGGCUCAAAACAACUCGAACAUAGAGCCCACUGUCAGCUACACACACUACCUGAAGGUUGUUGAGCCAGUGAAGGGUGCAGGGAUUGAUGUUCGAUCCGGUCCAGUGGACUUUUUUGAGGGGAAGACACUAGAUCUACACUGUGACGUCAUCGCUGGAAAUCACGUCUCCUACAAGUGGCUGCAGAAUAGUCAUCCUGUCACUCAGUCACCUCUCCACUGUGUUGCAGAUGGCCAUCUCUUGAUGUACAGAACCACUUCUAAAGACAGCGGAUCCUAUAUGUGUGUCGCCACCAACCACUUCAACAAAACAGACAUCUUCACCUCCAAUAGCUCUGAAGUUAUGAUCACAGUCAAAGAGGCAGUGUCAACCCCUGACAUCUCAUUCACCGUGUUAAAGGAAGAUUCCCACAACUAUUCUGCGGAGGUCACGUGUCAGUCAACAAAAGGGACUCCGCCUGUCACCUUUUCACUGUACAACAGGACGGAAUCGGUCGCCAAUAUAACGAUUGAACGGAGUAUCGCAACAUUUAAGGUUCCACUGGUCUUGGGCCAGCACUUGGGAUGGCUCCAGUGCCAGGCAAACAAUGGAGACCACAUCGAAUUCAGUCAAUGGAUUCCACUGGAAGUUGUCCCGGUUGGUGGGCCCGUGACAAUACAUUACGACUAUGACGUUGGAGAAAACUACGAUGUGGUCGGCCUGAGGUUCUACUGCAAGGCAGCAAAGGGAUCUCUUCCUCGGUACCAGUGGUUCCUCAACAAAACCCUCUUACGUGACAGAGGAACCUUCUACUACGCGGUCAACCAGCCUCCAGAACAGUCCAUACUCCUGCUGUCUGUGGGGAGGAGCAGCGCUGGAACGUACCACUGUGAAGUGGCCGACAGCUUUGACAACACAAGCUCCAUAAGCAGCAAUGCAAUGUAUUUGGAUAAAGAAGUGCUGAACCGUCUCCCCGUCUUGAUGGUGGCAGUUGUCUUUGGAUGUUUUACGUUCCUGGUGGUCCUGGUCUCUAUUUGUUGUUUGGUUGGAGCAAUGUACAGGCGAAGGCGGAAUGGAGGAAAGUCUCUGUUGAGCUUGGAGAUGAAUGUAGCUGCAUAUGAGGGCGAGCUGGAUUCGUCAGAGUACGAUGAAAAUGCGGAUAUAGUGGAAACGACCAGAGGGGAUGCAUUUGAUCUGGCAUCUCAGACCUCUGUAGAAGAAUGGCCCGAAAUUGUGAAAGAGAAGAAGAAGGCGUUGGAAGAUAAACCAGUUGAAGGACCCUGAGGGUUUAAACGGUUUCAAAAUGGAAGUUUAUAAACAGGCUGUUGUGGUUGAAUAAACAUCUGCUCGUGA
This is a messenger RNA of Cyclopterus lumpus (lumpfish), 3473 nucleotides long. RefSeq lists its product as uncharacterized. The transcript has 23 exons. NCBI's taxonomy places the organism in Eukaryota, Metazoa, Chordata, Actinopteri, Perciformes, Cyclopteridae. Gene Ontology annotation, molecular function: transmembrane signaling receptor activity. Bases 123 to 3404 code for a protein of 1093 amino acids. Gene Ontology annotation, biological process: cell surface receptor signaling pathway. The record is from RefSeq and is a predicted model, not a curated record.